AACGCCGCAAAUUCGCUUGACGUCACUGAGAGUGCAGUCUAUAUAACGGCACCACUCAGACGUUGACGUGCCCUGUAAUCGAAAUGCCGUUCACAGCUUCCGACGUUUGCAAGAUAAUUUUUGCUAUCAUUCUUCCUCCUUUGGGCGUAUUCUUGGAACGGGGGUGUACAGCCGACCUGCUCAUUAAUUGCCUACUAACUCUUCUUGGAUGUGAGUCCCUUUCAUACGAUUCAUUGCGUUCGCUACUGACUAGUUUUUACUUUAGAUCUUCCAGGAAUUAUCCACGCACUCUACAUCAUUCUGAAGUAUUGAGAAUGGCAAGGACUUCCUCAGUCGAGCCUUUCAUGCUCCGUCGAUGAACUUAAUACAUCAAUUAUUGGUGGUAUAUCCAGGAGGGGAUCAAACACGUUCUCUCGGCAUUGUCCCAUUAAUGCACACUACACUUUAUAUUACACACAUGCUUUCGCUAGUAAUUGCCACCGACUGAACGCCCAGUA
Molecule: messenger RNA, 497 nt
Organism: Suillus subaureus
Lineage: Eukaryota; Fungi; Basidiomycota; Agaricomycetes; Boletales; Suillaceae
Exons: 8
Coding region: 84-359 (91 amino acids)
Cellular component (GO): membrane
Source: RefSeq, a predicted model, not a curated record